AUGAGAUCGUACUCGAGGUUUGCCAACCGGUACAGCAGGUGGGCCCGGUCAGUUUUGAAAGCGCCUGUCGAUGUCCUUGAGCGCUGUUACUACAGACGGCACGGCGGCUCCACGACCUCCAUCGGCAAGGGUCCCUUCUAUUCGGCCGCUCUCAUUAACGCCGCCCAUAUUAAGGACCACCAACAGAAUCUGAUUGAGAUGAUGCGUUGGACUAUUUUCAAAGAGUAG
Nezara viridula (southern green stink bug) is the source of this 228-nucleotide messenger RNA. Lineage: Eukaryota; Metazoa; Arthropoda; Insecta; Hemiptera; Pentatomidae. The record is from the annotation of a GenBank genome assembly.